Messenger RNA from Salvia miltiorrhiza (redroot sage), 1919 nucleotides. RefSeq lists its product as uncharacterized. NCBI's taxonomy places the organism in Eukaryota, Viridiplantae, Streptophyta, Magnoliopsida, Lamiales, Lamiaceae. The record is from RefSeq and is a predicted model, not a curated record. The transcript is spliced from 5 exons. The coding region runs from base 594 to 1712 and encodes 372 amino acids. Gene Ontology annotation, cellular component: chloroplast.
UCAAGGUAGUAUCAAACAUUGUCCAUUUCAAUUCUUAAAUUGAGAUUCAUCAUACAAUUUCUUUUAUCGAAUUUUCCUCGUUAUUAAAAAAAGAAAAAGAAAAAUAGAAUGGUCGGGGCUUGGACCUAUUAAGUGAAAAUAUUAUUCAAGUUCGGUUCAUAUCAACUACUGAUUUAAUUGAUAAUAAUCAGAUAUAUUAGGCUAUAAUUUCUAUAUUUUGUAGAACUCAACAAUUAGUUAAAUUUGAGUUGCGAGUUGCGUCUAGACAGAAAAAUUAGAAAAACGAAUUCGAAUCGAGCUAUAAUUCCGAUCUUUUAACUUUAGUUUCCUUCUCUCCCAAAUUUCCCUCCCCCACAAUCUUCUAACCUUAAAACAAUGCAAUAAAGAAAAAUCCCAGGAAGAAACAAAGCAGCCGUUUUUCAACCAAAACCCCCUCCUCAAAUUCUCCUAAUUCUUACCUGGGUACCCCGAAUUUAGCUCGGAAGGAAUGGGUUUCCGCUAAUUGAUAAAAAAAAUCGUGUCUUUUUUAGUUUUUAGGAGUGACAGCAGGCAGCAACGGCAAAUACCAUUGUUCUCUUGCUUGUUGAGAAAGAAUGGCGUUCAAGAUUAAUUCCCCAUUCUCCUGUGUGUCUGCGUAUCUUUCUUCACCUUUUCAAAGAAACGGAAAGCUGCUCAAGCUGAGCUCGAAGAAAGGACUGUUGGGAAGGCAACAUUUCGAUAUACAAAUUUUGAGCAAUAGUAAAGUUGUUAAGCCGUGCCAGCUCAUGCAUGGAAAGCUAACGCUAAAACAAACCUUGUCAAAGAGGCACAAUCUCCUUGCUAUCUCCGAAGAUCAAGAAUCAGUCGGUGAGCUUGAAGGAGAUGAUUUCGAGCAGGAAGGACAGGGCUCUAGUGCUGAAGACAGUGGCUCCUCAAAUAAUUCCUAUGAUCAUAUUGAUAGAGCUGCGGGAAAACCAGGAUUUAUUUCUUUUCAUGGACGCGUGCAGAGAAGAGAUGAUGAAGCUAUUCUUCCUGGCCCUGUAAAAGAUCAAAGUAGUCUUUUGUGGCUUGUUGGUCCCACUGUCCUCGUUGCAUCGUUUGUCUUUCCUUCACUUUACCUACGCAAGAUAAUAUCUUCGAUAUUUGAGGAUUCCUUAUUAACCGACUUUCUAAUAUUAUUCUUUACGGAAGCCAUUUUCUACUGUGGAACUGCCGUUUUCUUUCUCCUGAUUGACCGUCUGAGGAGACCCAAGGAACCAACCUAUGCUGAAACAAGCCAAAUUCUUGUUCCUCAUUUUGGAGACCGAAUCUCUUCUGUUGCCGUAUUGGUGCUUAGUCUUAUAAUCCCAACAGUAACAAUGGGUUUCGUCUGGCCUUGGACCGGCCCUGCUGCUUCCGCAACUCUGGCUCCAUACCUUGUCGGGAUCAUUGUUCAGUUCGCGUUUGAGCAGUAUGCGAGAUAUGUCGCCUCACCAUCAUGGCCUGCCAUUCCCAUAAUCUUCCAAGUUUAUAGGUUGCACCAACUGAAUAGGGCAGCGCAAUUGGUGACGGCUCUCUCCUUCACUGUGAAAGGCGCUGAGAUGACGCCUCACAACCUGGCCAUAAAUAGUUCUUUGAGCACACUUCUCAAUAUCCUCCAGUUUCUUGGCGUCAUCUGCAUCUGGUCGCUCUCGAGUUUCAUCAUGAGAUAUUUUGACGUGCCAGCGGUCAGCAGGAAGAUGGAGGAAAGCUGAACUUCACCACCACGCCAUCAUCUCUUGGUAAUAUUGAUACUUUGUCGCUUCAUUACUUGUUGGAAUACAGGCACAUGAAGUUAGUCUCUGAUUAUGUGAAACAAGUGUAAAUUGAUAAUAAACACUUAGUGUUAUGCUGUCUACUGUAAACUGCACAUCUCUUAUAGAUCCAUUGCCUAAUGAAACGACCUGAGUUAGAUACCGGUA